Molecule: messenger RNA, 1248 nt
Organism: Cyprinodon tularosa
Lineage: Eukaryota; Metazoa; Chordata; Actinopteri; Cyprinodontiformes; Cyprinodontidae
Gene: dera
Product: deoxyribose-phosphate aldolase (putative)
Exons: 9
Coding region: 120-1085 (321 amino acids)
Biological process (GO): deoxyribonucleotide catabolic process; carbohydrate catabolic process
Cellular component (GO): cytoplasm
Molecular function (GO): deoxyribose-phosphate aldolase activity
Source: RefSeq, a predicted model, not a curated record
GACAGCUCAGCUCCCCACGUGAUCGAUCACGUGGAGGAAGCAGCAGGCAUCGUGUCGAUAGCUGUCAGCCCGGUGAAGUCCUCCAUCAGAGCGGAUUGUUGUGCUGUGGGAGAUCCGGGAUGUCCAGCAUGAGUGGCAGGAACCCUGGAGCGGUCCUCGACCUGGAAUCCUUAUCCAAGGUGAGAGUUAAUACCCAGGCUGUCCUGAAGAGGGCGCAGCACAUCCAGGGCCUGAAGCUUCCUAAGAAGCAGUGGCAGGCGGCUUGGCUGCUGAAGGCCGUUUCAUGCAUCGAUUUGACCACGCUGGCUGGAGACGAUACGCCAUCAAAUGUUCACCGACUCUGCAUGAAAGCCAUCCAGCCGGUCCGAUACGACCUUCUGAAGAAACUGGAUAUGCACGACAAAGGACUAACAACAGCAGCGGUGUGUGUGUAUCCGUCCCGUGUGGCUGACGCCUCUAAAUCUCUGAAGGCAGCCAACUCCGGCCUCCCUGUUGCCUCUGUUGCCACUGGAUUCCCAGCUGGCCAGACGCCCCUGGAGACCCGCCUCCAAGAAGUCCGUACCGCUGUGAGAGACGGCGCUACGGAGAUCGAUAUCGUCAUCAAAAGGACCCUCGCUCUGACAGGACAGUGGGAAGCCAUGUACAGCGAGGUUCGCCAGUUCCGACAGGCCUGUGGCGACGCCCACAUGAAGACCAUUCUGGCUACUGGAGACCUGGGAACCUUCACCAACAUCUACAAAGCCAGCAUGGUGGCCAUGAUGGCUGGUUCAGACUUCAUCAAGACUUCUACAGGAAAGGAGGCCGUCAAUGCUACUUAUCCUGUUGCCAUAGUGAUGGCCAGAGCUAUCCGUGACUACUACUUGCGUACUGGCCACAAGGUGGGCUUUAAGCCGGCGGGAGGCAUUCGGACGGCGCAGGAAUCCUUAGUGUGGCUAAAUCUGAUCAAAGAAGAACUUGGAGACGAUUGGCUUUGCCCUCAUCUCUUCCGCCUGGGAGCCAGCAGCCUAUUGGCUGACAUAGAGAGACAGAUAUACCACUACGUGACGGGGCAGUAUGCUGCCUACCAUGAGCUGCCCAUGGCCUGACGACAGGAAGUCGUGUUUUAGUCGUUGAACAGAACGCCUGAAACGCCACGAAAAGCGGUCGCUGAAACAAAGAGACCAGCAUGUUUGUUGGGUUAACCAUUGAUUUCAGUGUCCGCACCAUUCAAAUGACUAAUGAUGAAAUAAAUCAUUUAUUUCGACUCUG